AGUACCUCUACUUUAUCAGUGACAAAGGUCAAUGCCCUUUGUUGAAGCUUUCCAUCCAUGGAGUCCAAACCAGAAAAACUUCACUUUUUUCUGCUCAUUUUGUUAUUCACCAGUCUCUAUUCCUCAUCAGCAGCAGCAGUAACUCUGCAAUCUUCUUUUCCCAAAGAAGCCUUGCCAACAAAAUCUGGGUACUUAACAGUUAACUCAACAACUGGUUCAGCCAUUUUUUACACUUACUAUGAAGCCCAGAAACCAAGAAUGAAUCUUUCUGAAACCCCAAUUAUCAUUUGGCUUCAAGGUGGUCCUGGAUGCUCUUCCAUGCUUGGAAACUUUUAUGAACUUGGCCCUUUUCGUGUUUCGUCUUCUGUGAGGCAAAACGUCGAACACCUUUCGCUCGAACCUAAUCCUGGUUCUUGGAAUCGUGUAUUUGGGGUACUUUUUCUUGAUAAUCCUAUUGGAACUGGAUUUAGUAUUGCUUCAAGUCCAGAAGAGAUACCAAGAAACCAACAUGAUGUUGCUAAACAUCUUUUUAUUGCUACAAGGAAGUUUGUUGCAUUAGAUAAGUUAUUUGAAAAUCGACCAAUUUAUCUUACUGGUGAAAGUUAUGCUGGAAAAUAUGUGCCUGGAUUGGGAUACUAUACACUGAAAAAGAAUGAGGGUUUGCCUAAAUCGCGACGGUUGAAUUUAGCUGGGGUUGCUAUUGGGAAUGGACUGACAGAUCCGGAAGCUCAAGUGGGCACUCAUGCUGUAAAUGCUUACUAUUCUGGAUUGAUCAAUGAGAAGCAAAAGACACAAUUGGAGAAACUUCAAAAGGAAGCAAUUAGACUUACGAAAAAUGGCAAUUGGAGCGAGGCAGCGAGUGCUAGAUCAAGGGUGGUGAAUACGUUGAGUAAUAUGACAGGGCUUGCAACUUUAUAUGAUUUUAGAAAGCUAAAACCUUAUGAAGAUGAAUUGGUGGCUAAAUUUCUAAGCAAUGUAGAGAUUAAGAGGGCUUUAAAUGCAAGAGAAUCGAUAGUUUACGAUAUAUGCAGUGAUUUAGUAGGCAAAGUGUUGCACGAGGACGUGAUGAAAAGUGUGAGGUACAUGGUGGAGUUCUUGGUUAAGAAUACUAAGGUGUUGUUAUACCAGGGGCAGUGUGAUUUGAGAGAUGGAGUGGUGUCAACUGAGGCAUGGAUGAAGAAGAUGAAGUGGGAGGGAAUUGGAAAGUUUUUGGAGGCGGAGCGGUAUGUUUGGAGAGUGAAUGACGAGCUCGCUGGAUAUAUGCAGAAGUGGGAGAAUUUGACCCAUGUUGUGGUAAUGAACGCAGGGCAUCUUGUGCCUACCGACCAGGCAGUGAAUUCUCAGGCGAUGAUCGAAGGUUGGGUAUUGGAAAAGGGAUUGUUCGCCACAAGGCUCAAGCAAAAGCCAAACCAUAUGGGUAAAUCACUUUGAGUUCUUUGUGGCAUGUGCUACUAUUGUGUUAGUUGUACUAUGACUUCCUAAAAAAUUGAGUUUUAUGUU
Solanum verrucosum is the source of this 1500-nucleotide messenger RNA. Its product is annotated as serine carboxypeptidase-like 50. NCBI's taxonomy places the organism in Eukaryota, Viridiplantae, Streptophyta, Magnoliopsida, Solanales, Solanaceae. Gene Ontology annotation, molecular function: serine-type carboxypeptidase activity. Gene Ontology annotation, biological process: proteolysis. The record is from RefSeq and is a predicted model, not a curated record.